Messenger RNA from Mus caroli (Ryukyu mouse), 7778 nucleotides. It is a transcript of the gene Rasgrf2, whose product is annotated as Ras protein specific guanine nucleotide releasing factor 2. Gene Ontology annotation, molecular function: guanyl-nucleotide exchange factor activity. The record is from RefSeq and is a predicted model, not a curated record. Gene Ontology annotation, biological process: Ras protein signal transduction. Gene Ontology annotation, cellular component: plasma membrane. NCBI's taxonomy places the organism in Eukaryota, Metazoa, Chordata, Mammalia, Rodentia, Muridae.
GAGACGGUGCUGGUGCUCCAGCCCGGAUAGGCGCCCUAGGUCUGGGCGGCGAGCGGGGUGCCCCGUGGCAGGCAGUCUGGGGUGCGUCCUCCCGGAGGGCAAUCUGCGAUGACCCCGCCACGAAGCUGAGGCUACGACUCGAACGCCCUCCGCUCCCUCGCCAUGCAGAAGAGCGUGCGCUACAACGAGGGGCACGCCCUGUACCUGGCCAUGCUGGCGCGCAAGGAGGGCACCAAACGCGGCUUCCUGAGCAAGAAGGCUGCAGAGGCGAGCCGCUGGCACGAGAAGUGGUUCGCUCUCUACCAGAAUGUGCUCUUUUACUUCGAAGGCGAGCAGAGCGGCCGCCCAGCGGGCAUGUACCUUCUAGAGGGCUGCAGCUGUGAGCGGACGCCCGCACCACCCAGGACCAACGCAGGACCCGCAGGCGCCCGGGACGCUUUGGACAAGCAGUAUUACUUCACUGUCCUUUUUGGGCACGACGGUCAAAAGCCACUGGAGCUGCGCUGUGAGGAGGAGCAGGCCGGGAAAGAGUGGAUGGAGGCCAUUCACCAAGCCAGUUACGCGGACAUUUUGAUCGAGAGGGAAGUGCUAAUGCAGAAGUACAUUCAUCUAGUCCAGAUUGUGGAGACUGAGAAGAUUGCCACUAACCAACUCCGACAUCAACUCGAAGAUCAAGAUACCGAAAUCGAAAGGCUUAAAUCAGAGAUUGUUGCUCUUAAUAAGACCAAGGAACGGAUGCGUCCGUACCAUGUUCAUCAAGAGGAGGAGGAUCCAGACAUCAAGAAGAUUAAGAAGGUUCAGAGCUUCAUGAGAGGGUGGCUGUGUAGGAGGAAGUGGAAGACCAUCGUGCAGGACUACAUUUGUUCUCCCCAUGCAGAGAGCAUGAGGAAGAGAAACCAGAUUGUGUUCACGAUGGUGGAGGCCGAGACGGAGUAUGUGCACCAGCUUUACAUCCUGGUGAACGGUUUCCUCAGGCCCCUGCGCAUGGCAGCCAGCUCCAAGAAACCACCCAUUAACCAUGAUGACGUCAGCAGCAUUUUUCUCAAUAGUGAAACAAUCAUGUUCCUUCAUGAAAUAUUCCAUCAAGGACUAAAGGCAAGGCUGGCAAAUUGGCCUACUUUGGUUUUAGCGGAUCUAUUUGAUAUUUUGCUGCCUAUGCUGAACAUUUAUCAAGAAUUUGUACGUAAUCACCAGUACAGCCUCCAAGUACUUGCCAACUGUAAGCAAAACAGAGAUUUUGACAAGCUCUUAAAGCACUAUGAAGCCAACCCUGCCUGUGAGGGGAGGAUGCUGGAGACGUUCUUGACCUACCCAAUGUUUCAGAUUCCCAGGUAUAUCAUCACACUGCACGAACUCCUGGCCCACACCCCCCAUGAACACGUGGAAAGGAAAAGUCUGGAGUUCGCUAAGUCCAAGCUGGAGGAACUGUCCAGAGUGAUGCAUGAUGAAGUCAGUGACACCGAGAACAUACGGAAAAAUCUCGCCAUUGAGAGGAUGAUCGUAGAGGGCUGUGACAUUUUGCUGGACACCAGCCAAACUUUUAUCCGACAAGGUUCUCUUAUCCAAGUACCUUCUGUCGAGAGGGGGAAACUCAGUAAAGUCCGCCUGGGCUCCCUGUCCCUGAAAAAGGAAGGCGAGAGACAGUGUUUCUUAUUCACAAAGCACUUUCUGAUUUGUACACGAAGUUCAGGAGGAAAGCUGCAUUUGCUCAAGACAGGUGGGGUUCUCUCCCUCAUUCAGUGUACAUUGAUUGAGGAGCCCGAUGGAAGUGACGAUGACCCCAAAGGUUCUGGCCACAUGUUUGGACAUCUAGAUUUUAAAAUCGUCGUGGAGCCUCCUGACGCUGCCUCUUUCACUGUGGUCUUAUUGGCACCUUCACGCCAGGAGAAGGCUGCAUGGAUGAGCGAUAUCAGUCAGUGCAUGGACAAUAUACGAUGUAACGGAUUGAUGACUAUAGUCUUUGAAGAGAAUUCCAAAGUUACUGUGCCACAUAUGAUUAAGUCUGAUGCCCGUCUUCACAAAGACGACACUGACAUCUGUUUCAGUAAAACACUCAAUUCCUGCAAAGUGCCCCAGAUCCGCUACGCCAGCGUGGAGCGCCUCUUGGAGCGGUUGACGGACUUGCGGUUUCUGAGCAUCGAUUUCCUCAACACCUUCCUGCACACCUACCGCAUUUUCACCACGGCCUCGGUAGUGCUGUCAAAGCUCUCAGACAUCUACAAGAGGCCUUUCACCUCCAUCCCUGUCAGGUCACUAGAGUUAUUUUUUGCCACAAGCCAGAACAACAGAGAACAUUUGGUAGACGGAAAAUCCCCACGUCUCUGUCGCAAGUUCUCUUCCCCACCUCCCCUGGCUGCGUCCAGAGCGUCCUCCCCAGUGAGGGCCAGAAAGCUGUCUUUGACGUCUUCCUUGAACUCAAGGAUUGGAGCCUUGGACCUGACUAAUUCCUCAUCUUCCAGUAGUCCCACCACCACCACCCACAGCCCUGCUGCGUCCCCGCCACCACACACUGCUGUCUUGGAGUCUGCACCAGCCGACAAAGCAGGAGAUUCUGCAGAUAUGUCACCAUGUAGAUCCCCCACAACUCCCCGGCACCUCCGCUAUCGGCAGCCUGGAGGACAGGUAGCCGACAGCGCCCACUGUUCUGUGUCACCUGCUUCUGCUUUUGCAAUCGCCACAGCUGCAGCAGGACAUGGGAGUCCACCAGGAUUUAACAACGAGAGAACAUGUGACAAGGAGUUCAUCAUACGGAGAACAGCCACCAAUCGAGUCCUGAAUGUCCUCCGUCACUGGGUCUCAAAGCAUGCACAGGAUUUUGAACUCAAUAAUGAACUCAAAAUGAAUGUUCUAAACUUGCUAGAAGAAGUUCUACGAGACCCGGACCUUCUUCCUCAGGAAAGGAAAGCAACGGCGAACAUCCUAAGGGCUCUUUCACAAGAUGAUCAAGAUGAUAUCCACCUAAAAUUAGAGGAUAUAAUGAUUCAAAUGACAGACUGUCCAAAGGCCGAGUGCUUUGAGUCGUUGUCAGCCAUGGAGCUGGCUGAGCAGAUCACUCUCCUGGACCACAUUGUUUUCAGAAGCAUCCCCUACGAAGAGUUUCUUGGGCAGGGCUGGAUGAAGCUUGACAAGAACGAAAGGACGCCUUACAUCAUGAAAACCAGCCAGCACUUCAAUGAGAUGAGUAACCUGGUGGCCUCCCAGAUAAUGAAUUAUGCCGACAUCAGCUCCCGUGCCAACGCCAUUGAGAAGUGGGUGGCAGUAGCGGACAUUUGCCGAUGUCUCCACAACUACAAUGGUGUUCUGGAGAUCACCUCAGCCUUAAACAGAAGUGCCAUCUACAGGCUGAAGAAAACCUGGGCCAAGGUGUCCAAGCAGACAAAAGCUCUAAUGGACAAACUUCAGAAGACUGUUUCAUCUGAAGGAAGAUUUAAAAACCUCAGAGAGACUCUCAAAAACUGUAACCCCCCAGCUGUCCCUUACCUUGGGAUGUACUUGACAGAUCUGGCAUUCAUUGAAGAAGGGACACCGAACUUUACCGAAGAGGGCCUUGUCAAUUUCUCCAAAAUGCGAAUGAUAUCACACAUUAUUCGAGAGAUACGCCAGUUCCAGCAGACCGCUUACCGCAUAGACCAGCAGCCAAAGGUCAUACAAUACCUGCUUGACAAAGCCCUUGUCAUAGACGAAGAUACACUCUAUGACCUGUCACUCAAAAUUGAACCUCGACUCCCUGCUUGAAGAUUUGGCCUUGUCCCUGAGGCCAUUGGAAUUCUGUGGAAAGCGGUCACACAUGGCACGGGGGGGUGGGGGGGGACCCAGAGGGACAACGCCUGCCUCCUUUCACCACCAAAGAUGGAACUGGACUGUAAAUCUGUCUCUAGCAACAGUGAAACCCAGCUCCAUGGACCAAAGACAGAUACCCCAGGCUGGGGUGGGAAGGUGUAAACUUUGAAGCGUAGGGAAGCUGAUGGCUCAAUUUGUAUAUGGGAUGUAAUACAGAGAUGCUGGUAACAAUUGUAAUGAAGUGGAAUGAAGGUAAAUCUCCCCUGUCCCCUGUUCUGUUAGAACUCAAGGACAAGGUCCCACAGAGAAGACCUGCAAUGUUUCUUUGUCACUCUGCUAGCCUGGGCUCACCUCUACCAGUCCUCUAGGACUUCAUCGCUUCUAUUACAGUUCCUUUACACCAAGCAUCAUGGCCAGCCUGAAGCUUCCUUUCUGGGCCCAGCACAGAAGCAGUUUCAGUAUGCAGCAUGUGUGUGGUUCUCAGUGUGUGCUCCGUGCCUGGGAGGAGUGAUGUACUCUGAAAACAGCUGUUUUUAGCCUUUGGGCAAUGGGACAGGCCAUGAAAGAUUAAAAACCAAGUGUAUCGUGGGUAGCACUUCCUUAGCUAUAAGUAUCCAGUGUCCCACAGACUUGAGUGGGGGCUUCAUUGAGACAUUGGUGGCCCCAAGAAGCCAAGUGUGGAGGUUUCAGUAAAGUGCAUGCCCAUGUCAGUCACCUGACCAAACUGGAAUGUGCUGUGAAGAGAAAUGACUUUAACCAAGGGGAAAUGGAGGCCUAAGAAUCAGCUUCGCUGGCCUCACUUGUUUCCUUUCCCCCAAUGUACUCCAGAAACACUUUCUGAUGUGCAAACCUGUUUGGGCUCAUUAUAAGCAUUGAGUAUUGGCUGUACUUUAAAGCGAGCAUUCUCUGGGGAUUUUCUUUGGUGAGCCCAUCCUUGCAUGUGCUGUUGGUAAAUAGUCUCUUCUCCUGUCUCGGCCAUCUUUGUUUAAAAUGGGUUUGAGAUCAUGUUGCGUAAGAAUACUGUUAAGUGCAGGGGUAAUGACUCCGAGCACGCCACAGCUCUUACAGCAGAAAACCAAAUCUGGGGCGGGGGCGGGGGGAGUGCCUUGCACCCAAGCCUGAUAAAGUGGGCUCAGCCUCCUCACAAUGUCUGCUGUUAAAGGGAUGAGGCUCUCCUUGAUCACCGCCCUCUCCUAGCCUCAAGGAGACACUGCUUUAAAAGAAGGCAGCAAUGGCAGCGGGGGUUACUUUUACCUGAGCCUAGCAGACCUGGCAUUUUCUCUUAGAAGCAUGAUACUUAUUGAUGCUGACCAUGAAGACUGACCUGCCUGGCCAUUUCCCCUCUUCCCUUGCAUUUUAAUUAUGUGGUAGAGCUAACAACGAGCUAGUGCUUUCCACUUGCUGGCUUCAGAGCUACCAUUGGUAAUGUACCAUAGAACUAGUGAAGGUCCAUUUCCUGCACAGUAGUGGUCAUCCUUGUAUAUAACUGCAUAGAGAAAUAUAAACUGAGAAAAAAAUAUUUAUAUUAUAUGAAUUCCACUCCAGAAGUCUUUUCGCUGGUUCAUAUUAGCCAACAGUGUAGCACUAAGUCCCACAGGGACACUUAUGGAUGCUUUUUUCCAUUUUGUUUAUUUAUUUCCUGAGUUGCUUGUUUGUUCUCUUCGGUUUCAAAUAAGAGAUUGUUGCAUCGUGAUGCAUGAUGAAAACAUAGGAUGCUGGAUCCUAGCUGUGCAUACCUUGUGACUUGUUUCUUGGUGUUCAGAGGCCAAACAAGAUCUUACAGAAAAGGAGUAAAGGUUGUUAGCAUUCUUGCGAGGACCACAGCAUACCAAUUUCACGAAAAAUACCACUAGGGAAGGAGUACCCACAUUGACUCCAACCCCACUCUGCCUCCACUCCACCCCUGUCCUUCAGAGGAUGGCUCUGUGUGCACUUUGCUUGGGAGUUUGGGAUCCUAUUUCUCCAAUGUUGUAUUCCAGAGGUCAAUACAGCCAUUGUUGGGGGUGGGGGGGAGGCAAACAAACAGAUAAAUGUAAUUUCUCAUGCUCCUCGCCUGUUGAAAUGCAGCUUUUCUAUGGAGCUUGUUCCCAGAAUGUUGGAAACGCCCCCAGUGGUCAUCUGUGGGUACUGCCAUUGUUUUACUCCGAAUUUCUUACAGCUUGUUAGAGCUAAAGCGAACCAGAUCAUGUGUGGAUUAUCCAAGGCAGGAAUGCACAUUUAGAAACAAAACACCUCAACUUGGUCACAUUUAAAAUUCACCAGAGCAAUUUGUGGUUUUUCUUGUGAUUGGUGGAAGUGUCUGUCCUUUGAAGCUUUCUAUGUCCUUGUGGGAUACGAUGCAUGCAUGUAUCGUAUGUCCGUGUCGUGUAUUGUGUGUAAUGCAUGUCUGUGUCUGCCAGCACCCUCCGUUAGCAGAUGCAUUUGUGAGAGCACUUGGGAGGCCAGCUUCUAAAUAUGAAGUAGCGAACACGUGUACUGAAAAACUAACAGGCAAUCAACCUGUUUUCGUGCUUUCAAAUGAACACAUCAUCUUGCUAGUCGGUGGCAUGGCUAUGAGGACCUUGGGGUGCCUAAGAUAUCUCUACUCUUGCUACAGAAACAAAUCUCUUACUGAAGCCCUCCAUCACAUGUGACAGUCUCAGGCUUGAAGCACAAUGCUGUCAGUUUUCUUUAGCAAUUUAACAGAGGAAUUGAAAGAGGGGAUUUUAAACUGCUGUGGAAAUAAUAGCAUGUCCCUAACACAAAGUCUCCUUUGCUGUUUGUUUGUGCAUCUCAAAGGACUACAUAUAAACAUGAAAAUCAUGGAUGCUGGAUCAUCUGGAAGAGAAACCUCCACUGUGAGCUGUUUAAUGUGACAAAGGGCAGUCCCCUUUCUUUCAUGUUAGGUGAGGCGAAACCGUGGGGCAGCAGACAUCGCAUCUUACCUAAAGAGUAAUGCAAUUCAGUGGCCAUUCCGAAAUCUGUCAGCUUUCACAUUCAAAAAAGAAAAAAAAAGGGGGUUUUAAUUUAGCUCUUCUUUUCAACUUUAAUGUCAUCCCCUACAAAAUUUCUCUUGUUUUAAAUAUGUUUCUUUGAAAUUUAAACCGCAAGGGUUAUCAUUCUUACUAUGGUCGAAACAGCAUAAGAGAUAACAUACUAUGUGGUUUUUAGCCAGGCUAAUUAAUGUCCACAGGAGGAAGAGAUUCAUGAACGGAAUUUAUUUUCAUUUCUGUGAGGAAUAAGAGUGUAAGUCUAGUGAUGUGCACCACUACAUGAUUCCUGGAAAUAAGGCUCUAGUCGGUGGAAAGUAACGGUUGUCCUUUCAGAGGCCACUGGUAUCUUAAAGCAGAACAGAACAGAAAUAGAGAGGGACCUUUUGUUGUAGGUGCAAACACGUAGGUGAGUGACCUAGCAGGGUUCCCAUUUCCACUGAUGUUCCAUUUCAGGACAUGGCAUUAAGAUAACCAUUGACUGUCCUUGAUCUGGUCUGCUCAAGGCAAACACUCACCCUACUUCACAGUGUUGAACCGCUGUCUCUACACAUUUUAGUUUGAACCAGAAAGUUGGCGGUGAAGCAGCACUGGGCCAGACAUGAGUCUCAGCCCAGCUCUGCACUAUCCACCGAAAAGCAUAGGCCAGUGUUUACACCUCCAAGUCUCACUUUUCUCAUCUGCAACAUGGGAUUAAUCAUAAUUCCCGUGCUGUCUACCUCACUAGACUGUCCUGAUGACCGAAGGGGUCAGAAUGUAAACGUUAAAGUGCUGUACAGUUGUGAGGUAACUGCCAUUCUCAGCUCUCUUUUGCAGAGGAAUUAAAUGUACUUAUUAUUUGUAUGUAUGUGUGUGCUUUUGUGUGCGAACACAUGUGAUAGUCAGUGAAACACAUUGUUUGUAUCUGGCUACUUUGCACAUCUGCUGUCAUUUGUAACUCUAAGGAGAGAUUUGUGUUGUGGCUGAGCACUUGCCAAGUGAGGCGUAGGUUAUGCCAACAUGCAAAUUAAACUUCGCCUUCCUUCCGUA